This is a messenger RNA of Hemiscyllium ocellatum (epaulette shark), 3868 nucleotides long. It is a transcript of the gene slc25a42, whose product is annotated as solute carrier family 25 member 42. The record is from RefSeq and is a predicted model, not a curated record. The coding region runs from base 702 to 1646 and encodes 314 amino acids. Gene Ontology annotation, biological process: transmembrane transport. The transcript has 8 exons. Gene Ontology annotation, cellular component: mitochondrial inner membrane. Lineage: Eukaryota; Metazoa; Chordata; Chondrichthyes; Orectolobiformes; Hemiscylliidae.
GGAGCUCAGAGGAGACAGGAGCUGAAGGAGGGGUGGUAAGGCUAAGAGGAGGGAGGGGACAUUGGGCAGAAGGGCAAGAGACAGGUCUGAGAGGAGACGAGCUGAGGGAAGGGAGACAGGGCGGGACUGAGGGAGCCUGGACUUCAGGUUAGAUCAAGGUACAGAGGAUGAGGGAGUUUGUUUUAGGCAGCCAACGGAGGCAACACUGAAAGUGGGCCAGGCAGUCGGGGCUCAGAGGGAAUGAGGGAGGGCCAGGCAACUCAUGGACAGAGUAAUUGAGGCAGUGCCACAACGGGGUAAAAUGGAGGGAGCCUUGGUCAGUUCACCCUGAAGGAAGGAGUGGCCAGGCUAAGGGUUUUCUCGAAUAAAACAGGCUGAGACGGUGAGGGUAAGUGCAGUACAAAGCACAGAGUGAGGGGCAAAGUGACAGAUAAGAGUAGACUGCAGAGAGUAAGAGGCAAGGGUUGAGGGAUAAGUAGCAGGCCAGAGUUAUUGAAGGAGCUUGGUAGAACAGAACGUUGGGCAUGCAAGUGUUGAGGAUCAGAAUGGUCGACUGAGCCAGGAAAGCUGAGAUAUAUACUGGAACAAGCAGGGCUGAACGGGGACAGCAGAGAGUCUGGUUUGCAAAAAAAAAGACUGCCAGAGAUCACGUAGACCAAGGAGUCCUGUGAUCUUCACACCAUCCUGUGACAGGGAUUGGUAUGGAGAAUGUUGCGAAGAAAACUCUUGACACUGCUCCCACUCAGGAUGUGAGAGGGAAGCGACAUAUCAUUAAUUCCCUCAUCUCGGGAGCAAUUGCUGGAGCUGUCGCAAAGACAGUGGUAGCACCGCUGGAUAGAACCAAAAUAAUAUUUCAAGUAUCUUCAAGAGGAUUCUCAGCCAAGGAAGUUGUGAAGCUGAUUUACCAAACCUACCGGAUGGAUGGUUUCUUCAGCCUCUGGCGGGGUAACUCUGCCACCAUGGUCCGAGUUGUUCCUUAUGCUGCACUUCAGUUCUGCUCUCAUGAACAGUACAAACAGAUUCUGGGAUCCUAUUGUGGGACUCAUGGAAGACCUUUGCCACCCCUCCCACGGCUGCUUGCUGGCUCAAUGGCUGGUAUUACAGCCACCACGCUGACAUAUCCACUAGACUUGGUGCGAGCACGAAUGGCCGUAACUCCAAAGGAAAUGUACAGUAAUAUUUUGCAUGUCUUCAUCCGGAUAACUCGAGAUGAAGGAAUCAAGACCUUGUACAGUGGAUUCACACCCACUAUCCUUGGGGUGAUUCCAUAUGCCGGGCUCAGCUUCUUCACUUACGAAACCCUGAAGAAAUUACAUGCAGAGUUAACAGAGCGAGCCCAUCCAUACCCUCAUGAGCGGCUACUUUUUGGGGCAUGUGCUGGCUUAAUAGGCCAGUCAGCUUCCUACCCACUGGAUGUGGUACGACGGCGAAUGCAGACGGCAGGAGUGCAGUGUCGCAAGUACACAAGCAUUUUAGAGACAAUGCGUCAGAUCAUUGUGGAAGAGGGUGGAAUUGGUGGCCUGUACAAAGGCCUGAGCAUGAACUGGAUCAAGGGCCCUAUUGCCGUGGGGACCAGCUUCACCACCUUCGACCUCAUGCAGAUUCUCCUCCGGAAAAUUCAGGACUACGGUACCUUACAAAGGUAGUAACUACAAGGACGGGUGAUCUGGAACCUGACGUCUAAAUGAAUGGAACAAAAUUGUAUCUCACUAAUAAGUGUCCAGGAUGGGAAUUGACAGUUGCUGGACAAGUAUUUACAAGCUGGAAUAAUAGUGUGACACAGAGGUUAACCGUGCCAUAAUAGCAGUUGAAACUCUGGCGCCUCACAUUCUCUCUCAAACUGUUUAAAUAAUUUAAUUAAAUAUUAAUUUUUAAGUUGUCUGCUUUUCAACAUAAAGUUGAAAUGGGUCUACACUGCUCUGGAGUGCUGUCCAUGUCCUGUAUGGCUUCUUGUGUCAGUGUACAUGAAUAACGUUCCCUUCAGCAACAGAGAGAAUGCAAUUGAGACACGCAUGUUGGAAUGUACCAAUCUUGUUCCCACAAUUAGCCCCUCCAUUGAAGAAUGUGGAGGCACAUGGUGGUGGGGGGAGCACACAAGCUUCCUGAUUGGUGUCCAGCAGGGUCACUAAAUUGACAGACCGAGAGAGCAGGAGCAGGCUCAGGUGAACUGGAAUCCCCCCUCCCACCCCACAUUCAGGUUGCCCCAUGCAUCGGUACAGAAGGUCUGAAGUUAUGCUGCCUCACCUUUGAAGAUUAGUCGCUUGAGCAGAGCCACGGAUCAGGUUGUAUUGAGCUGGAACUGAUUUCUUUGGGAGAAUGUUAUACAAACAAAGUUUGGGUCAUAUUCACAAUCUGAGAUCUAUCCGGAUGAAAAUUGCUGGUUGGAAGUCCCCAGCUGCAUGUAUUCAGGUUUUAAAAUAAUCUCUUGUAAAAAUAUUCAGGUUUCCCCUACACUCUGAAAUUGUGACAUUACAUUAGAUGUUUUAACCCAUUACUGUUUGGAAUGGUCAUGUGCUAACUAGUAGCUGUUACUUUUUUUUAAUCUCUUUUGCGAAGGGGUCUCUUUUAGUUUUUGUUGCCAAGCCUUUAGUUGUCUCAUUUGAAAGAUUUGAAAUAUCUCACAAAUAAGUAUUAACAUUUUUAUAAAGGGAGAGUUAUUAAUACAAUAUUUAGAUUUUGUGAAACACAGAAGCUCCUGAUCUCCACCUGAUUCCCUGUUUAGCUGGCCAGUAUCUCUGAGGCAGUGAUGUCCUUUUAGGGAAUAUACAUCUUCCCUUCCCAAACCCUGUGCUGUCCCUGUCCUGGAAGUGUUUGAUGAAAGCGUUGUUGAGGGAGCUUUACUUUAUAUUUAGCUCUAUGUUUUUCCUGUCCUGAGAAUAUUUGGAGACACAGGGGAGCUUUACUCUUUAUAUAACUGAUCUACCUUGUCUGGAGCUUCUCAGCUGAUAUAGAUGUCUGAAAUAGUUUGGUUCCUUACCUUGACGAUGAACACAAAAACUGAAAGCCAAAUUGAAGUUGAGCUCCUAGUUUAUAAGAACUCAGAUGAAGUGUAAAUUGGGAACUGGCACACAUUCAACUAUGUCCAAACAGACUAGGAAAGCUUAGAAAUCAGGGAGAGGUGUUUAUACCAAAAACAAAGAAAAUGAUUGCUCUUUCUUCCUAUAACAUAUUUCCAUUUUAAUUACAUUAUUAAAGGUGUGUUUCAAAAGUGGUCUAGCAUAAACCUCCAGAGAGAAAAGGAUAUCUCCUGGAGGUCCCAUGAGAGAUGAUGAACUUUGGAGCAAAUUGAUUUUCUCCCCUGCCCCUUUUCCCAUCCCAUCCCAUCCCAUCCCAUCCCAUCCCAUCCCAUCCCAUCCCAUCCCAUCCCAUCCCAUCCAUUGUGUCUUGACCACAGUCUUUUCAAAACGAAUGUCUUCUGCCAUACCUCAGCCUACUUUAAAUAACGCUCUCAAGUCCAGCUCAUUCAAUAUUGUAGUAAUUCUGUUUUGUUAAAACCUUAUGAAAUUUAUAAUUUGUUUCCUAUAACAUUAUCCUGCUACUCCAGGUCACCACGCACAAUAGGGAAUGGACCUCAGCUAUAGGGGUUCAUUGAGAACUCUGGGGUUUUGUCCAUUUUAACCAAACAUACAAGUAUAAAUCACUGUGUCCAGCGGCUAUAGCACACUAGAUACCUGGUGUGGCUGGGCACAGUACAUGAGGGGAGAGAAAGGAUGAUGGAGUGAAGGUCAACUCAGUCACAUUUGCCAUCCUUCACAGCCCGGAUUCCAAUAUGCAUUGAGACCUGAUGUGACCCUCGGAAUUGCCUUUUCUUGCAAGUGACUUUCAUUGAAAGAUGUUGAACUGUAGUCUGUUAUUUGAGUAAAUCUGU